Molecule: messenger RNA, 1174 nt
Organism: Aegilops tauschii subsp. strangulata
Lineage: Eukaryota; Viridiplantae; Streptophyta; Magnoliopsida; Poales; Poaceae
Product: L-ascorbate peroxidase 2, cytosolic
Biological process (GO): response to reactive oxygen species; hydrogen peroxide catabolic process; cellular response to oxidative stress
Cellular component (GO): chloroplast
Molecular function (GO): heme binding; peroxidase activity
Source: RefSeq, a predicted model, not a curated record
GGCCCGGUGUAUAUAAGCGCGAGAGGGCCAGUGGCCUCCAUCGUCCUCAGCCCGCUCCUCCUCCCCGUCCGUCCCCACACACGCACGCGUUUGACAUUUUCCGCCCACCACCGCCGGAGGGAGCUCCAGCCAUGGCCGCCAAGUGCUACCCGACGGUCAGCGACGAGUACCUGGCCGCCGUCGCCAAGGCCAAGCGCAAGCUCCGCGGCUUCAUCGCCGAGAAGAACUGCGCGCCCCUUAUGCUCCGCCUCGCGUGGCACUCGGCCGGGACCUUCGACGUGGCCACCAAGACCGGCGGGCCCUUCGGCACCAUGAAGUGCCCCGCGGAGCUCGCGCACGGCGCCAACGCCGGCCUCGACAUCGCCGUCAGGCUGCUCGAGCCCAUCAAGGAGCAGUUCCCCAUCCUCUCCUACGCCGACUUCUACCAGCUCGCUGGAGUCGUCGCCGUCGAGGUCACCGGCGGGCCCGAGGUUCCCUUCCACCCGGGGAGACAGGACAAGCCCGAGCCUCCUCCAGAAGGCCGUCUUCCUGAUGCUACCCAAGGCUCUGACCACCUCAGGCAGGUGUUUUCCACUCAGAUGGGUUUGAGUGACCAGGACAUUGUUGCUCUUUCUGGUGGUCACACCCUGGGAAGAUGCCACAAGGAGAGAUCCGGCUUUGAGGGAGCCUGGACCGCCAACCCUUUGAUCUUCGACAACUCUUACUUCACUGAGCUCCUUAGUGGGGAGAAGGAAGGCCUUCUUCAGUUGCCGACCGACAAGACCCUCCUGACUGACCCGGCCUUCCGCCCACUUGUGGACAAAUAUGCUGCGGAUGAGGAUGCUUUCUUUGCUGACUACGCUGAGGCACACCUCAAGCUCUCCGAAUUGGGAUUUGGCGAGGCUGUUGAGGGCUGCUGCUGAUUCAAGCUCGGCGCCUGAAGGUUAAUGAAGAAGAAGAAGAUCAUGAAGAAGAAGAGCAAUAAGGAUGUGUUGGCCUGCGGCCAUGUCAUGUGUUUGUCUGGACUUGGAUUAGAUGGGUUGGUCGAUGGGGUGUUGCAUUGUUUUGCUUUCGACGCCUCGUGUCAUCUUGUGAUGGGCGUUCUUGUAGUCUGAACUGCUAAGUGUUAUGUAGUUCCUUUCCGGUUGAAUUGUUAUUCCCUGUCGAGGACGAAAUGAAAAUUUGGUUGCCCACA